AUGUUAAGUGCAACUCAAAGUCCCGAUGAUAUCCUUUAUGUCUUUAAUCACAAUAUCGAUUUGAAUGAAAACGCUGAAAAUGAAAAUCCUACUGAAGAAGCUCAAGAUGCGGAUGCUGACGGAGAUGCAUUAAAUGAUAAUGCCAGUGAUGAUACACCAGGUGACAAUUCCGUCAAAGACUCUUACAAUGGAGAUGCCAUUAAGGAAACAAGUGCAGGAGUGUAUGACUUGUUCUUGAAGCCUGCGAAUGGAGAGAUUAAUAAAGUUCAAUUGGACAUCUCUAGCGUGAUAGAUUUUGCUCCCUCUUAUAAUAUUGCUCCUACAAAUACGGCAAUCAUCAUUUAUAUGGCCGAACUGCCAGAAGGUUACAAUGCAAAGUAUGUUUUUGAACCUUCCAAAUUUGGCUUAGUACCUGUAUGGGCGAAACCAGAGGACCCUACCCCUGUGAAUCAGGGCAAAGAAAACCAAGGAAAACCGUAUUCAAGAGAAUUGGGAAGGCAUGAAGGACGCUACUUCAAUUGUCGAAGGGAAUCUCUUGAACAAAAUAAACCCGUUUGGAGCUCUGCAAAGAAGUAUCGAUGCGUCAUACCAAUUCAAGGGUACUUUGAAUGGCAGAAGGGUAAAGAAAAGGACGAGAAAACUCCAUAUUUUGUUCACUCGACAUCGGCACCAUUUAUUUAUUUAGCUGGUUUUUACUCUCACAAUUACAACUACAAAGAAGAUUUCAACGUUAAUGACGAGUUCUUGUCAUCUUUUACAAUUGUCACGGGACCAGCCAAUAAAACAGAUGAAUAUAGCGAUAUUUCAUGGCUACACCCACGCAAACCCAUUUUUAUUAAGCCGGGAACAAAGGCGUGGUAUGAUUGGCUUAAGCCAUCUGGCAGCUGGAGUAAUAUGUUACUAGCGGAAUCGCUAAACUCAGCAAAAAAUAUAGCAUAUAAAAAUAUUGAUUGUUAUCGAGUUUCAAAUAAAGUGGGGAAUCCAACCAAUAAGGGGAAGGAGAUUCUCAAAAAAGUUGGUGAUCGAAAUAUAUCACCGAUUAGCAAUUUUUUCACACCAUCUUCUACAAAUAAAGAGAAACAUUUCAAGAAGGAAGAAAACAAUUUAGGGACUGAAAAUAAACAGGAUCAAAGGAAGAUCAAAGGUGAAAAGGAUAUCAGCAAGUUAUCUGCCAAAUAUCCGAAAAAUGAUGAACAAAACACCAAAAGGCAAAUGAGGUUCGGCAAGGGGGAACCCAUUGCUAAAAGGACGAGACAUGAAGAGUCAAAAGUAAAGAGGGAACAGUAA
Messenger RNA from Lodderomyces elongisporus, 1287 nucleotides. Its product is annotated as putative peptide hydrolase. Gene Ontology annotation, molecular function: single-stranded DNA binding. Gene Ontology annotation, biological process: DNA damage response. Bases 1 to 1287 code for a protein of 428 amino acids. The record is from RefSeq and is a predicted model, not a curated record. The transcript has 2 exons. Lineage: Eukaryota; Fungi; Ascomycota; Pichiomycetes; Serinales; Debaryomycetaceae.